Messenger RNA from Ipomoea triloba (trilobed morning glory), 3156 nucleotides. RefSeq lists its product as uncharacterized. Gene Ontology annotation, molecular function: zinc ion binding. Bases 95 to 3007 code for a protein of 970 amino acids. Gene Ontology annotation, cellular component: nucleus. The record is from RefSeq and is a predicted model, not a curated record. The transcript is spliced from 8 exons. NCBI's taxonomy places the organism in Eukaryota, Viridiplantae, Streptophyta, Magnoliopsida, Solanales, Convolvulaceae.
AGAAGCAAUUUCGUCCAGCCCGAGUUUAGCCCGCAAACGGAAAACCAGUCGAGAGAGGGAAGAAGAUACAGAGAGAGAGAGAGAGAGAGAGAGAAUGAUGAAGGAAGAAGCCAUAAGCUCCUCUGGCGAUCCUCUGCUGCCACCCAAGUCUUCCUCUCCUCCGCCUACCCCCACUCCCGCUGCUAGUUCUGCAGGGGCAUCUUCUCCUACUGUUCCAGUAAAUGUUGGCAGCACAGACUGGGCAGUACAGGGCUCAAAAGCAGGUUCCGUUUCCCGUGUUGGGUCACAGCGCAUAGGGACUUCAUUGAGUACCAGUGCUGGUGGUUCUGCUCUUGGAUCAUCACAGCCUUCGUGUAGACCCUGGGAAAGGGGUGAUCUAUUGAGACGCCUCUCAACAUUCAAACCCACAGACUGGUUUGGAAAGCCUAAGGCUGCUGGUUCUAUGGCUUGUGCCAGAAGGGGCUGGAUAAAUGUGGAUGCUGAUAAGAUUGAAUGCGAGUCAUGUGGUGCAAAUCUCAAAUUUAUUUCCUCAGCUACCUGGACUCCUUCUGAAGCUGAUGUUGCUGGUGAAGACUUUGCAAAAAAACUUGAUGAAGGGCAUAAAGUCACUUGUCCAUGGAGGGGAAAUAGCUGUGCAGAGAGCUUGGUCCAGUUCCCCCCUACUCCACCUUCUGCCCUAAUUGGUGGUUAUAAGGAUCGUGCUGAUGGAUUACUUCAGUUUCCUUCCCUCCCUAUUGUGGCUGCAUCUGCAAUUGAGCAUAUGCGAGUUUCUAGAGGUUCAGAAAUUGAUUCUUUUCUAGCUCAAUCACAGGGUUUUGGAGGUGUUGAACCUUUCUUUAGGCCAGAGGUUAUGUCUGGAGCUGAGAACACCAGAGAAGAUGCUUUCUUUAUAUACUCUCGUGCUCAGAAGCUGAUAAGCCUUUGUGGAUGGGAGCCAAGGUGGCUUCCAAAUGUCCAAGACUGUGAAGAAUACUCAGCUCAGUCGGCUAGGAAUGGGUGUUCAACAAGUCCGACAAAAGAUCAUGGUCCUCCACAAGAACUUGGCCGUGGCAAGAAGGUACUGUCUUGUUCAAAGAAAAGGGAUACUGUUAAAAAUGAAGUUGUGUGCCCCAUGUCAAAAGGUGAAUCUAGGUCACCUUUGUUGGAUUGUAGUUUGUGUGGAGCUACAGUGAGAAUUUUGGACUUCCUUACGGUUUCUCGUCCUGCUUGCUUUGCUCCCAACAGCAUUGAUAUCCCUGAAACAAGCAAAAAGAUGGCAUUAACACGAGGAGUAAGUGCUGCCAGUGGAAUAAGUGGGUGGGUUGCUACUGAUGGUAUGGGAAAGGAGCAGACAGAGGACCAUGAUGAAGCAGCAACAGAUGAGGGAAGGUCGUUGUCGAAUAAUGGUGUGGAUCUAAAUCUUACAAUGGCAGGUGGGCUGUCCUGUUCACAACUACGCAAGAAUUUAGGUCCUGACCAAUUUCAAGAUGUGCACAAGAGAAGAGAUCCAAUGAUUGGACAGCCUUCUAGCAGUGAGGUUGGUGACCGUGCGGCUUCAUACGAGUCUCGUGGUCCUAGUUCUAACAAGCGUCAUUUAGAGGAACGUGGAAGCACUGCCGACAGGCCACAAUUGGUAGUACAACAAGCGGACAGCGUUGAGGGAACUGUAAUAGACCGUGAUGGAGAUGAAGUCAAUGAUGACAGUCAGUACUCAGCUGGUCCUUCAAAACGCCCCCGUGAGUCAGAUCCUCUAGAAAUCCAUCACUCAUCAUAUGGGAAAAAUGCAGCUGGUGCUGGUCCUAGCCUGUCACUUGGUAUUGAGGUUGGAACAGAUGGCCAAAGAGAUGAUCCUUUCAACCAAGGUCAUGAACAGGUGAUUGGUUUCCCAGCUACAAGAGAUUCAACACAUGUUUCAUCUGUUAUUGCUAUGGACACAUUUCAUUGUGCGGAUGAUGAUUCAAUGGAAAGUGUUGAAAACUAUCCAGGAGAUGUUGGUGAUAUUGAAUUCCCUUCAACAUCAGGUGUAAAAAGCACGGAUCCAUUUGAGAUGUCUGAGUUAAACUAUAGCAAUCAAGCACAGCAGAGUGCUUGUCCUGCUGCUAUUAGGAGUGCUGGUGAAAUUGGUGUUAGUAGCACAAAUGAUGAGGAAGUUUUAAAUGCAGAUACUGCAACUGCACAUGCAAGGGAUGGCCUUAGUUUUGGAAUUAGUGGAGGAAGUAUAGGAAUGGGAGCUAGCCAUGAAGCUGAAAUUCAUGGGAUGGAUGCUUCUGUGCAUAGAGCUGAUAGUGUUGUUGGUGAUGUGGAACCAAUUGCUGAAAUCACUGAAAAUGAAGGUCAAACCGGUGAAUUUGGUCCUGAUCCUGGACUGAUGGGUGACUAUGUUCCAGAGGAAAUGGACCGGGAGGAUCCUAAUGGUGAUAGUCAAGAUCUAACAUCUCGCUCAGUGGGAAGAGCUGAUAGUGGUUCAAAAAUUCUUGGCUCAGCCAAGGCAGAAUCCAUCGAAAGUGCUGAGAAGACCAGCCAUGAUCCCUCUACACCCAAUAAUAGUGCACAUCCCUCUCUUUCUUGCAAUGCUAUUUUAUUGUCUGUGCAUGAGGCAUCAAAGGAAGAAGUUACCCAGGCUGCCCAAGCUGCCAAUGCACUGGCUACUGAAGAUGGUGGAUAUGUGGUGGAGUCAGGCUUCUUGGUUGCAAAGGGGACAGGGCCUCCCAAUGGGGAAAGUGGUUAUAAAGAAGCUGUUGAGUUCGACCCAGUUAACCAUCAUAACCCUUUCUGCCCUUGGGUCAAUGGAAAUGUUGCUGCAGCUGGCUGCACCAGUAGUAGUGGUUCCAGUUCCAGUGCUGGUGCUCUUGCUCUUUGUGGUUGGCAGCUAACUUUAGAUGCUUUGGAUUCUUUGUCGCUUGGAAAUGUUCCAAUCCAAACUGUGGAGUCUGAAUCAGCCGCUUCUUUGUAUAAGGAUGACCAUCGAUCUGCUGGUCGGAAACUCUUGGCACGAAACUCAUUUAGCAAAAGCCGUGGAGGGAAUUAACAGUGAAUUAUAAGGUUUUAUAGGUCUAUAAUGCAAGCUGCCCAAUCAACUGGUCUCAGUUUGUGUGGGAUCCUGAAUUGUUGAACCAUUUGAUUCCUUGAGAUGUUCCAUCGAGCCAGAAGACUCUCUUUUUUUUUUUUUUUUUUUUU